Messenger RNA from Pseudoliparis swirei, 4966 nucleotides. It is a transcript of the gene rbm47, whose product is annotated as RNA binding motif protein 47. The coding region runs from base 374 to 2239 and encodes 621 amino acids. Lineage: Eukaryota; Metazoa; Chordata; Actinopteri; Perciformes; Liparidae. The record is from RefSeq and is a predicted model, not a curated record. Gene Ontology annotation, molecular function: mRNA binding. The transcript is spliced from 7 exons. Gene Ontology annotation, cellular component: nucleus.
UCACAUACACCCAUGAUUACAUACACCCAAGUAUAAGGUCCAAAGUUGGAGUGGUGGAGAUUUUCAAACAAAUGAUUGUGUUUUGUCACUUCAUGUUGUUUUAUAACUUCCCUCCUGUGCUUUUUUCCUACUGAUAUAAUCAGUAGGAAAAAAAUAUCCCCCCCAACACACACACAAACUCACUAUUCUCAUUUUUUUAAUAGUAUGCGAGGGAAGAGAGGUUUCACAGCGCUUCUGACACACUGAGCGCUGUGGUUGCCUGAGUCUCUCCUCGGAAAGGAAACCUCAGCACUGGUCCACACUGAGGAAGUUGGGAAAAUCUACAAAUGGUCAAAAGCAGAAGGCCCAGAUCUGAUUGGAUGGUUUUGUCAGAAUGACAGCCGAAGAUCCUGCUUCCUCCUCAACCAUGAGCAACAACACUGCCCCCACCAAACCCUCCCAACCUGCUGGUGCCUCCCACCAGUCUCUUCAUGGACAGAUCAACACCCCUGAGGGAGUUGUGGGUGCAUCCAAUGAGCCUGCACUGCUAUCCCUGAUGGAGCGCACCGGCUACGGUAUGGUCCAGGAAAAUGGUCAGCGUAAAUAUGGCCCUCCUCCUGGUUGGAAUGCUGCAUCUCCUCCAAGGGGAUGUGAAAUCUUUGUGGGCAAGAUCCCACGGGACGUUUACGAGGAUGAGCUGGUGCCAGUGUUUGAGUCUGUCGGACGCAUCUAUGAGAUGCGGCUGAUGAUGGACUUUGACGGGAAGAACAGAGGGUAUGCAUUUGUGAUGUACACAGAGAAACAUGAGGCCAAGCGGGCGGUACGUGAGCUCAACAACUAUGAGGUGCGGCCUGGGCGACUGCUGGGGGUCUGCUCCUCUGUGGACAACUGCCGUCUUUUCAUUGGUGGCAUCCCCAAGAACAAAAAGCGGGAGGAGAUCCUGGAGGAGGUUUCCAAGGUGACAGAAGGGGUACUAGAUGUGAUAGUGUAUGCCAGUGCUGCAGACAAGAUGAAGAACAGAGGCUUCGCCUUUGUAGAAUAUGAAUCGCACCGUGCGGCUGCCAUGGCUCGCAGGAAGUUGAUGCCUGGACGUAUUCAGCUGUGGGGUCACCAAAUCGCAGUGGACUGGGCGGAGCCAGAGAUUGAUGUGGACGAAGACGUUAUGGAGACAGUGAAGAUCCUCUACGUCAGGAAUCUGAUGAUGGAGACCAGCGAGGAGACAAUCAGACAGGUGUUCAGCCAGUGGAAUCCUGGAUGUGUUGAACGUGUGAAGAAAAUCCGUGACUAUUCUUUUGUCCACUUUACCUCCCGGGACGAUGCUGUCAUAGCCAUGGACCACCUCAACGGCACAGAGGUGGAAGGGUCUUGCAUCGAGGUGACACUCGCCAAGCCAGUUGAUAAAGAGCAGUACUCGCGCCAAAAGGCCUCCAAAGGAGCACCUGCCACUCCAGAGCCUGCUCAACAGAACUACAUUUACCAGUGUGAUCCCUACACAUUGGCCUACUAUGGUUAUCCCUACAACACCCUCAUUGGACCCAACAGGGACUACUUCGUCAAAGGAUCCCCAAUGAUACAGAACAAUGCAGGUACUGUGCGAGGUCGUGGUCGUGCUGCUGCAGGUAACCGUACCCCUGGACCACGGGGGUCGUACCUGGGGGGUUACUCUGCCGGUCGUGGCAUCUACAGCCGCUACCAUGAGGGCAAGGCCAAGCAGCUCGAAAAGCCCUAUGAGUUGAUGCCCAGUCUGGAACUUGCAGCCUCCGUCAACUCUGUUGGCAUCAAACAUGGCACAAUGACGCUGGGCGGGCAGUACCCGGUGUUCAGCACGGCUCCUGCAGGCAAGCUGAUGGAGGAGGGCAAGGUGCACACGGUGGAGCACCUCCUCAACCCUCUGGCCAUGCAACACGCUGACCACACCACCGCUUCUGCUAAUGGCACCGUCCUACCGGCGGACUCUACCCCACCACCUUUCCAGUCCUCUUUUUUCUGCAUUCCCCAGGGCCGUCCUAUCACUCCGGUCUACGCCAUGGCCCACAACGUACAGCGCAUCCCGACGGCCGGCGGCCUGUACGGAGCUGGAUACGUCCCCAUCACAAACUACGCGGCCAACUCAGCGGCUAUAGCCGCCCUGCAGAAGAACGCGGCGGUUGCGGCUGCGGCGUAUGGCGGCUACGCGGGCUACGCGGGCUACGCCAUGCCACAGGCCUUCCCCGCCGCGGCCUUCCAGCUGCCCAUCCACGAUGUCUACCAGACAUAUUGAUUCUGGGGGUCAGACCUUGUGAAACAACGACAAAGUUUCCUUCUGACUGAACCGCCCCCCCCCCCCCCCCCACCACCACAGAAACACCACUUAAACAUUCAAAAGCUCUAAAGGAAUGUUGUUUAAAGCAAAUAUAUGACUAUGCAGCAUCACUGUUUCAGAACACACAUGGAGAGGACAGUCCACUUCCUGGGUCAAGCCUACCUGUAUGUGGUGACCACCAUUCCCCGACAAUAAUAACUUGUCUCUCUCUCUCUCUUUCUCUGUGUCUCUGACCCCUGCCACCGUGUUGCUAUGGCAACAGAAACACUGAAGGUACAGUCAAGUAUUUAUGAUGAGAGGAUAAAUGAAGGUUUGACUGUGGGUUUCUCUCAUUAACAGAGAGAGGUUUGCAGCAGGAAAGAUAAACACUCACACUGUCUACAUCUUUAGAGGUGGGGGUGAAAAUAAACUAAAGUUAUUUGAAAGAAAGUAUAAUUACAACAGGAACUAUUGACAGGCAAGGAUACCACUGAAGACAUGUGUUUGGAUAUACCAAUGUUUUAUUUUCAUUAUUAUAGAGUAUUUUAGACAAGUCUAGGUAGGUGAGGCAGUCCGUCCAUGUUGGUUAAAUGUGUAAGCUUCGAACAUGCCUGUUUGGUACUUUUUUGUGUUGGUUUAUGUAGUUUUAUUUGUGUUAUUCUUGUUUUAAAUGAAGGUUUCUUAAUGCCGUGCUCAUUCGCUUAUGAUAAAUCGUUUAGUUUUUGUGUCUGCGCUUCCUCUUUCCCUUCCGGAAACAUAUUCUGGGUUUUAUCUGAAGAAAAAGUCGCCACACGAAGAAUAUCAUUUUUGUGGCAGACUUCCUUCGGAACGAAUGCGAGAGAAAGAAUUGCCGAGAUGUUUUGAUCCGGAAGCCCGAUGGACGGCACCACCGCCGACGGGGGACUGAACACAUGUCCUGUAUUUUCUCUCAUUUCAUGUCUUUAUUAUCGUGUUUUUUACUCUUUUAAGGUGAACAAACGUGCAUAGAAAUGAGAGACACUUUUCUCCGUGGACCAGAACACUCUGCCGCUUAAAGUGCUCCUGUAUUUUGGCUCCAUACACUCCUGUAAGACUCUCUGUGCCUAAUUGCGGUGCCUUCCAUCUGCACACUGUACCUUGUGCUUUCUCCUGUGCCUUUCAUAGAGACGUGAAGCCCACUGCGGUUGGCACAAAGAGAAAUGCUUUUCUCCUUCCUCGUGCCUGGGUGAGGUUUCUAGGCCUUCGCGGUCCCCCUCUUCUCUGAGGUGACGCGCCGUACGUCUGGCCUCCUCAUCGUUUUCCGUCAUCCAAAAUGUGCUUGACUUAGGUGCACUUAAACAUAUUUAUAAAAUGCAAGAGAUUGUGACUACCAGAUGAAGAAAUGUUAAAUACUGAGCACAAAUUUGCGCAUAAACUGGGCCAGUUUGGCGUUUGUCACUUACUCACAGUAUGUGACGGAGGUGUUUCCUCGCGGAUUUUUUAUUAUUAUGCCGUGUGUUGAAAACAAGUGAGCUGUUGGACCGGAGCACGCGUUUGAUAAAAAACGACAAGCGUAACGGAGGCGAGCAGCUGCCCACCACGACCGCCAUCUUUAUGAAAGAGAUGCAACACUUUUGUAUCCUAGAUUGUAUUUUUAAACCACUUUGUGGAAGUUGUUUUUAACUCUCUGCGGCCUAUUUUGUUUGCUCGCUUUCCAUCUCCUCCACAGAGUGUUGACUACUUUAAAAAAACAAAAAAACAUUAUGCGUCUGUCUUUGAGAAUUUUUCCUGCAUCGUGACAAAGAUUCAUGUCCGAGUCACUAAAUGAAGAUUUAUUUUCUACAGCAAGCGAGAUAUAUUAGUUUCAUCUCACUCCGUCGACUACUUUUUUGCGACUUCUCUCUCUAAAACUGGAUUUGUAUGUAGAAAAACAAACUGCUGACAACUGCUUUUAUUAUUUUCUUGUAUGAUGACAAUAAGUCAGGAUAUAUUUAAUAUAUAUGCAUUACGUGUUUUGUCUAUGAAGUGAGAAGAAAAGGUAUAAUAUAUUCUGAAACAUAUUUCCUUUCUUUAUCUACGCCUUGUUUAGGGAUACAAAAAUAAAAUUAAAAAAGUCAGAGUAACAGAAGUAGAGAAAAACCUUUAUUAUUUUUUGCCAAAGUGUCCAAUAGUUUGGAAAUUAUUCAAGGUUAUUGUGUUUUUGUCAUUGUGUGUCAUAUUGUUUGCUAUUUUGUACUAUAUUUGGUGUUAUAAGUGGGAACACGGAGGCCUUCUCGUUUAGCUACUUUUCUUUUUUAUUAUCAGUGUCAGUGAAAAACUUAAAACUGGCGUUGCCAUCCGCCGGCCCUUUGAGCCGUUGGCUGUUGCAGCUAAACCGGUAAAGGUCUGAUCACGAUUUAGUAGCCAUCCAAACUUCAUGGGUCUGCCUCCCACUCAGAACGCCCGCUUCUCUUUCUAUCGCCUGCAGUUCACCCACACGGCGGCCUCGGGGGGAACUCCUGCUGCUUUUUGGGUUGGACCUUAUAUGCCUAGUUUAACGUAGGUGUUGCCAUUUAAACUCUUCCUAGUGUGUGCCUUAUUGCCAUGAUGUGCCCUUUGCUAUACCUUUGUAGACCUAUGCAGACUGUUUUCUAUCUGAAGGUUUGUUUUCCAAAAAAUAAGGAGGAAAAAAAAGCUUGUUCUGUAUUGUUAUAUUUAUAGUGAUGAAGUAGAUAAAUAAAGCAUUUUCAAAAGGAUGCACUGCUUACA